AUUUACUCAGACAUCAUGAAGACCAUCGCAGUUCUCCUCUCAGUUGUCGCCGCUGCUGCGGCUUUCGAAUCCUGCGGCUGUACCUUUGAAUACAGGCCAGUCUGUGGAUCUGAUGGUCUUACCUAUGGAAACUUGUGCAGCUUGAAGUGCGAACAGCGUACAGAUUCCACCCUGACUUUGGCCUACCAUGGAGAAUGCAAACCUGUAUUCGAAAAGCUGUGCUUCUGCACCGAUGAUCUCCGUCCAGUUUGCGGAACCGACGCCGUCACUUAUGAUAACCAGUGCCUGUUGGGUUGCGCUCGUCACACCGACGCCUCCAUAUAUGUGCUGUACGAAGGUGUUUGCAAGAAGGAUCAGAAGCCAGUGGCAAUAUGCACCGACGAAUACGUACCAGUCUGCGGAUCCGAUGGAAUCACCUAUGGCAACAAAUGCGACUUCGAUUUAACCAGGCGCACCAACAAAGAUCUCUACAUCGUCAAAUACGGAGAAUGUUAAAUUAUUUAUACCAAAUAUAGUUUUAAUCUGAAUAAAAGAAAACCUGAAAAAAACGCACUUU
Messenger RNA from Nicrophorus vespilloides, 556 nucleotides. RefSeq names its product ovomucoid-like. Bases 16 to 495 code for a protein of 159 amino acids. NCBI's taxonomy places the organism in Eukaryota, Metazoa, Arthropoda, Insecta, Coleoptera, Silphidae. The transcript has a single exon. Gene Ontology annotation, molecular function: protein binding. The record is from RefSeq and is a predicted model, not a curated record.